UUGGAUGGCAGAGGUCUUGAGCUUAAUAUUGAGACAUGGGGACCCCUCAUGGGUUCAGAAGGUACCACUGAGGGAAAGGGCACCCUGGAUUGAGCUUGAUGAUAACUUGCAGCUUGCCUUGAACAAUCCUUCCCCCAGGAUCCUGAAUACUCACCUGCCAUUCCAGGUUUUCCCCAAGUCCUUCCUCCACUCCAAUGCCAAGGUAGUCUAUACUCUGCGUAACCCCAGAGAUGCUAUGGUUUCAAGGUACCACUUCAUCAAAGGCUUUAAAGUAUUGAAGGACCCUGGAACUGUGGAAGAGUUCAUGGAGAGAUUCCUGAGUGGGGAAAGUAUGGAAGGAGGCAAAUCAGCCAUUCUUCUUUGCCUCCUGAUGAAGGGCAAGCUCUCUGCAUCACAUGAGGAUUCACAGCCAUUUGCUUGCUUUCUGCAGGACCUUUGAGGCAGCAUGCAGAAGAUCUGUCAUUUUCUUGGCAAGGAGCUAAACAGCCAACAAAUUGAGUCUGUGGUGGAAAACGCCUCCUUCCAGAAGAUGAAGGGCAACAAGAAGUCCAACUUUUCUUUAAUACCCGAGAGCACAAAAUCAAAGUUCAUGAGGAAAGGCUUGGACAAAACGGUUGAUGAGUUUCUGUGGAGCUUCCCUGAAUGUGCUGCCAAGGCUGCAUUGUCUGCAAACAACCUCUCAGAUUACGUGUCAUGA
Molecule: messenger RNA, 697 nt
Organism: Podarcis raffonei (Aeolian wall lizard)
Lineage: Eukaryota; Metazoa; Chordata; Lepidosauria; Squamata; Lacertidae
Product: sulfotransferase 2B1-like
Biological process (GO): sulfation
Cellular component (GO): cytoplasm
Molecular function (GO): sulfotransferase activity
Source: RefSeq, a predicted model, not a curated record